ACGCUACUGUUUAACGUUGAACAUUCAAGAUAUUGAAUCGUCUACUACGAUCGAUAUGUUUACCGUCGCCUUUACUUGAACAAGAAGUAAAUCGUCAUGCAUUCCGCGAGAAUAAGAUCAUAUUUUUGCAUAUUGCUCAACCAGUGCUUUAGUUCUGAAUAUUUUAAAAACCAAACAUACUUUAAAUUAACCAAUAUAAGGUAUAGUAGCAUUACCGUGAGCAUGCAGAGUCUUUGGAGGGAACAUGACGAAGCUCACUGUAUUUCCUCAAAUAAGCUUUUAGGUGCUUAGAUAAAAUUUCGGCUUAAAGGAAGGGCGCUUGUUGGAAGGAGGGCGCUUAAUUUAGGGGGCACUCGUUGACAUAGCACAGCAGUGGGACAAAAGUAAAAAGAACAGAUAAAUGCACAUAUAAAGGAACUAUGGAAUCAUUUGGAGAUAGAAAUAGCUGGAACAGGAAAUAAACUACUCUCUGGUACAUAAGGUAAUGUUUAGCAUGUAUAACUGUUGUGUCAAAGCAAGGCACCAGCAGGAUUCAAAAUGGUCCUUGGUUGUUUGCAUCUGUGCAACUCUCUCACAAGUGAUGGUCUUGGGAAUUAUGCGCAGCUUUGGUGUGCUUUUUCCUGUAUUGAUGGCAAAGUUUGAAACAAACAGGGAAAAAACAGCUUGGGUAGGUUCCCUCUGCUUAUCACUUGCACUAUUUGCUGCUCCAUUUGUGGGACGUCUCUCUGACAAGUUUAGUUGUCGCUGUUUGAUCAUGACUGGAGCAUUGCUGUUUGUAACAGGACUUAUAGCAACAUCAUUUGUUAACAACAUUGCAAUCAUGUUCAUCACCUACAGUAUUCUUACAGGACUAGGAGCAUGUUUCUGUCGUACGUCAUGUUUUUUAAUAGUGGCAAAGUACUUCAACAAGAAGCGAUCAUUUGCCACAGGGAUUUUAACCAUGGGAGCCAGUCUUGGAAUGUUUGUAUGGGGCCCUAUAACACAAGUCCUACUUGAUUCAUUUGGCUGGAGAAACACAUAUAGAGUGAUGGCAGCUUCAUGCACCCUUAUUUUCAUCUGUGCUAUGACUUUUAAUCCCAAUGUUGAGGAGAAUGACUGGGAAGCAGCAGGGAAGCAAAAAAUAGGAGAGAGCAAUGAUAACAAUGAGGAGAAAGAUUACUGUGGCAAUGACUUUGAAGCUAGGAGUGAGGAAAUGAAAAUUCUUGAUUUUUCAGUAUGGCAGAUUCCCCAGUAUUGCAUACUUGUUUCUUCAUUCACACUGAUGUUCUUGUGUCGUUUCGUACCCAUGGUUCAUCUAGCCAAGUACAGUGAAGAACUGAACAUUUCACCUCAUCAAGCCUCAUUCUUUUACAUGUUCCUUGGAAUCUCAUCAGGCACAUCUGCAUUUCUAAUUGGCAGACUGUGUGAUGUCAAAUGGAUCAAUAUACGUUAUGUAAAUCAGCUUGGAAUUUUGGUUUCUGGAAUCUCUACACUGCUCUUACCACUUGCUAAAAACUAUCUUUUUGUUGCAUUUUAUGCUGUAGUGUUUGGGUUCUCAGAUGGAGCCUUCAUCACAACACAAAAUGUAAUUCUCUUGAAUAUUGUUGGGCCCAAGAGACGAGCAGCUGCAUUUGGGUUUGGGUGCAUGUUGUGUUCACUGGCUUUAGCUGCUGGUCCACCUUUAACAGGCUUCAUAGCUGACCAACUGGCUUCAUACAAGUUUGCAUUUUACACAAUAGGCUCUCUUAUUCUUCUCAGUGCAGCUAUUCAGAUGCUUCUGAUCUGCUUUGAGUCUCCAUUCAAUAAGACCAAAGGAGAUAGUGAUGCUGCUGUGACUGUUAAAGUGGUUACAGUCUCUGAGAAUAUCUGCACAGAAAGUCAACAUGGGAAACCUGACGAUAAAGAACUCCUGGGAGGCCUUUAUGUAAAAUCUCUGUUGAAAAAGAACAGCAACAUCAGUGCUUCUGUGGAGAGUGUCCAGCUCCUUUAAAAUUUUACACCUUGACAACAGUAUGUACAUUCUCCAUACUGCUCUUUAUAAAUUUACCAUGAUACUGAGUAGGAGAACUUCUUUAACGAUCAAGAAUUUCUUAAGUUGGCUACUCUUUCUAUCAUUCUUAUGACCUUGAAGUGUUUGGUUCAAUGGUGAUACAAUGAGGAGGAAUCAGUAGGGAUUAUAACCCUUAACUCCCAAGAUCUCAAUAGUAAUUCUCCUUACUGUCUGCCAUGUACAGUUCUUGUGAUGUUAGUUUUGAGAAUUUGGUUUUGGAUCAACUAAUAAUCC
Pocillopora damicornis (cauliflower coral) is the source of this 2263-nucleotide messenger RNA. RefSeq names its product monocarboxylate transporter 13. NCBI's taxonomy places the organism in Eukaryota, Metazoa, Cnidaria, Anthozoa, Scleractinia, Pocilloporidae. Gene Ontology annotation, biological process: transmembrane transport. Gene Ontology annotation, molecular function: transmembrane transporter activity. The record is from RefSeq and is a predicted model, not a curated record.